UUCAGUUCGCUCGCGGACUUUCAAUAAGCCGGUUGUGCCGCUGGUUCGCUCGGUUCCCCAGCUCUUUCGCCUGGUUCGUUUGUUAUUGUUUGCGUGUGAAAGUAGCGGCGUGCUGCAGAGGAGAAUUGCAUAAAUUGGAAGCCAAAGCGCUUUUAUACCUGGUGAUUUUCGAAUUUUAUGUAUCGUACGGGUGUGCAAAACAUAUAUGUUUUCCAACGGAUGACGCACAAAUGCGUUUUGGCCAUGUCAAUGUCCUUAAUUUCGAAAGGCACGCCCACGCGACGCGAGUGCAGAUACAGAUUCGAAUCCAGCAGAUAAAGCUCUACAUAGCCGCAAUGGGAUUAGCCGAUUAAGAGCUGAGUGUAAAUGGAAAAAUUGUUUGUUUUAAGUAAAAUUUGUAGAACUUUUCCAAAAGAAAUAUUUCCAGUGCAAAUGACCGGCACCACAUAAUACAUAUAUCGUAUGGAUACCAGCGCACACGUGUCAAUAUCUGUCUGCACUCGCCUCCCUUUGCAUUUGCAUGCCAAUUUCAGAUACGAAUUCUGUUAUUUUUUCCGAAAUUAUGUGCGCAAAUCGAAAAGCUUUCUAAUCGCUUUUCCGCCGCCUGAGCGGAGCGUUUUUCCUCCUGAGCAUUGCAGUUUGGGUCUUGGCAGCGCCUUGACAUCGUCGCUUUUUAUAUUCGAUAUUUCCAAUCCGUGUAUACAUAUGAGUGUGUAUAUAUGAUGAAUACGUAGACGUGGAGGUGGGUGCCUGGUGCUUUUUAUUGUGACAAAUAUUUGGCCAGCUUUCCCACAUCGACAGAUUUUUACGUUGUGCGACUUUUCUUUUGGAAAAUGAGUAUACAAAUUUUCGCAUAUUUCUACAGUGAGAUAACGAAAAGAAAGAAAUUAAAAUUUAAUAUACUACAAAUGUGUAACUUUCAAUACAUGUGUUUGAAAACUAAAGCAAUUUGUGUAAAAUAAACUUAAUAAAAUUGUAUUAUGGCAUUGACCAUGAACAUGGUGUUCCUCAAGGAUUUACGUUCCCGCCUUAAAGGAUAUCUGCACGGCGAAUACAUAAAGCAUCCCGUUCUGUACGAACUCAGUCACAAGUAUGGUUUCACAGAGAAUCUGCCCGAGAGCUGUAUGUCCAUACGGCUGGAGGAGAUCAAGGAGGCGAUUCGGCGCGAGAUUCGCAAGGAGCUGAAGAUCAAGGAGGGCGCCGAGAAGCUCCGCGAGGUGGCCAAGGAUCGGCGAUCCCUCAGCGACGUGGCCGUUCUUGUCAAAAAGAGCCAAAGGAAGCUGGCCGAGCUGAAGUCAGAGUUGCAGGAGCUCGAGAGCCAAAUCCUUCUUACAUCGGCCAACACUGCCGUCAAUAGCAAUGGACAAGAAUCAAUUACUGCAUGCAUUGAUCCCAAUGGCGGAUUCGUGGUCAGCGGAGCGGUUGGCGGACUGGGCGGUGGCAAUACGGCUCUCGAGGGCGGCGGACCGGCCACGGCCAACGAUAAAGUGCUCGCCUCGCUGGAGAAGCAGCUGCAGAUCGAGAUGAAGGUGAAGACCGGAGCGGAGAACAUGAUCCAAUCGCUGGGCAUCGGAUGCGACAAGAAGCUGCUGGCGGAAGCCCACCAGAUGUUGGCCGACUCGAAGGCCAAGAUUGAGUUUUUGCGCCUGCGCAUCAUUAAGGUGAAACAAAACCGCGAGCAGGCCGAUCGCCUGAAGGCCUCGCGGCAGAUGCUCGACGAGCACGGCCAAAUGAUCGGCGGGAAUAACAGCAGCCAGCCGCAGAGCCUGGAGACGACGUUGGAGGAGCGGAUCGAGGAGCUGCGUCAUCGACUGCGGAUCGAGGCAGCCGUCGUCGAUGGAGCCAAAAAUGUUAUCCGCACGCUGCAGACGGCGAAUCGAGCACCGGACAAGAAGGCGCUGCAAGAGGCCCAUGGACGUUUGUCGGAGUCGUCGCGAAAACUUGAUCUCUUGCGGUACUCCCUGGAGCUGCGUCGCCAGGAGCUGCCCGUCGAUUCGCCCGCCGCCCAGGUAUUAAAAACGGAGCUGCAGAUCGUGCAGCAGUCGACGUCCCCAGCUCCCGUCACCUACACUUCACUGCAGACCGGUCAGGGAGGAUUACUAGGUGGAAAGCCCUACCAAUCGGUGUCCUCGCUGGGACGCUGCGCCAGUGUGACCGGGAAACUAGAGGUUCGCCUGCUGGGCUGCCAGGAUCUGCUGGAGGAUGUGCCGGGCAGGUCGCGAAGGGACAAGGACAACAACUCGAGCCCAGGCGAUCUGAGGAGCUUCGUCAAGGGCGUCACCUCGCGCAGCAGCUCGAAGAGCUAUUCGGUGAAGGACGAGACCUCCCUGGAGAUCAUGGCGGCCAUCAAGCUGGACAACAUUACCGUGGGCCAGACCUCGUGGAAGCCGUGUUCGCAGCAGGCCUGGGAUCAGCGCUUCUCCAUCGAUCUAGACCGCUCGCGUGAGCUGGAGAUUGGAGUUUACUGGCGCGACUGGCGGUCUCUGUGCGCCGUGAAGGUGUUGCGUCUGGAGGAGUUCAUCGACGAUGUGCGACACGGCAUGGCCCUGCAGUUGGAGCCGCAGGGCCUGCUGUUUGCGGAGGUCAAGUUCUUGAACCCCAUGAUUUCGCAAAAGCCCAAGCUGCGCCGCCAGCGCAUGAUCUUCAACAGGCAGCAGGCGAAGAACAUCUCGCGUGCCAAGCAGAUGAACAUCAAUGUGGCCACCUGGGGCCGUCUGCUCAAGCGGAAUGCUCCGAAUCACGUGCACUUGGGAUCUGUUGGCUCUGGAUCUGCAGUACCAAGUGCCUCUCCCAUGGCGGUUAGCGGGUCGCGGGACUCGGAGUCCCCCAUUUCGAGGACGCCCUCGUCCGAUGCGCUGGUUGAGCCGGAGCCAUAUACUCCGGGCGAACAGGCCCAGAAUCUGGAGUUCGACCCGGACGCCGGAAUGCACGAACACGUAGAGACACCGGGUGAAUACCCGGAUCCGGCGGCCAGUGGUCUGAGCGGAAUGCGUCCCCUGUCCAUGCACAUGCAGGGAAUCAGUGUCCUGCCACCGGAAUCGCCGCCCGUUGCCACAGCAGCCACUGGAAGGCCCAACACGCUCAGUUUACAGAUGCCGGGAGCCGGCAAGGGACAGGUGAUCCAGGGCGGUCGCACUGCAGCACCCACAACGGCGCCUCCACCACCACCCGUGCUCAAGUCAACGUCCACCACUCCGAUCCUGGACCAGGAGCUGCAGGAUGCCCUGCAAGAAUUCGAUUUCCUAUCGGACCUGGACUCGCGUCCUACCACGCUGCGUCGCCUGCUGAAGGAGCAGCACAUGUCGCUCGAUCCGAGUGCGCUGGAGAACCUGCUGCUGCAACAGCAGCAGUCCGAGCAGCAGGCGCUGCAGCAGCGCCAGCGCCAGGAGCAGCUGCGUCUGCAGCAGUUCCAGGAGGCGCAGCGUCAGGCGAUCCUGGAUCUGUGCGAGAAACAGAGAGAGCCAGCGGAGAAGCAGCAGCCACCCGCCUUUGUCCACCCAACGCCGCUUGCCAAUCAGAUCAUGCCAAACCAAUGCGCCCGCCCCAGCCAAAGCCAAAGCCCAAACCACAACCAAUUUCAGUUGCAGCAGUUGCAGCAGCAGCAGACACAACCCGCCCAAAAGACCACGAUUCCCGAACCCGUUUCCGCUGUGGAACAGCAGCUGCACCGUCCUGUCUUGAUCCUGCCACCAGUGGUGCUCCUCGGUGGGCGGGAGGAGGACCGGUCGGUGCCGCCAUCGCCACUAGUCGAGUAUCCCGAGGACGAUGACGAGUAUCUGUACCGGGGCAGCAGCGAAAACCUGGCCAACCGGCCACACUCCAGCCACAGUUCCAGUGCCGGCGAUCGUUUCUGUGUGGAGGCCCGUAUUAGUCUUGUACAUAUUACCCUCGAACCGGUCAAUGCCAGCCGGACGACCAGCUGCCUGAUCGAGGAGGUGGCCGAGCCGGACGUUCAGCCGGAGAUCAAGCCAGUGGCAGUCGAAGAGCAGUCUAGAAAAUUAUCCCUAGCUUGUGUCGAAAGCAUUCUCCUCGAGACAGUUGAAAAGUUAGAAACAGAAGACCAAGUCCCGCAGGUUAUACCACAGUUGGGCAAGCUCUUCGUGGGCGGCAACCAGCAGCAGUAUGUGCAGCAGUCGUCCCCCAUCAUCCAAGAGCCACCCACUCCGACUAUCUACGGGAACAGUGCGGCCGCUGGUGCUCCGCAAUUCCCGCAGCCCGCUCAGCGGCAGGAGAAGCAGCAGCCACCGCAGCAACAGCCCAUCUACGCCAACCAGUACGAGCUGAAUGUGGCCAAGGCGGCAGCGGCGGCGUCAGUUUACUCACCCAGCUCCUCCGCCAACAGCAACUCCAAUCAGCAGCAGCAGCAGCAGCGCAGGAAUGUGGCCCGAGGUCUCCAGUAUCGCGAAUCCGGUGGACUCGAAACAGGCAGAGUUGGAAAGCAGCCCGCCGGCAUGCUGUCGAUGGACAACUUCCGUUUGCUGAGCGUCCUGGGACGCGGGCACUUUGGCAAGGUUAUUCUGUCGCAGCUGAAGAGCAACAACCAGUACUACGCCAUCAAGGCGCUCAAGAAGGGCGAUAUUAUCGCUCGGGACGAGGUGGAGUCGCUGCUCAGCGAGAAGCGCAUCUUCGAGGUGGCCAACGCCAUGCGCCAUCCCUUCUUAGUCAACUUGUAUUCCUGCUUCCAGACUGAUCAACACGUUUGCUUUGUGAUGGAGUACGCCGCUGGCGGAGAUUUGAUGAUGCACAUCCACACGGACGUGUUUUUGGAGCCGAGAGCCGUGUUCUAUGCCGCAUGUGUGGUUCUAGGCCUCCAGUAUCUACACGAGAAUAAAAUAAUCUAUCGGGAUCUUAAGCUAGACAACCUGUUGUUGGACACGGAUGGUUAUGUGAAGAUUGCCGACUUUGGCCUGUGCAAGGAGGGCAUGGGCUUCGGCGAUCGCACUGGCACUUUCUGUGGCACGCCAGAGUUUCUGGCUCCCGAAGUGCUCACGGAAACAUCUUACACACGAGCUGUGGAUUGGUGGGGUUUGGGUGUGCUGAUUUUCGAGAUGUUGGUUGGUGAGUCUCCGUUCCCUGGUGACGAUGAGGAAGAGGUUUUUGAUUCAAUUGUCAACGAUGAGGUGCGCUAUCCGCGCUUCCUUUCACUCGAGGCCAUAGCCGUGAUGCGCAGGCUACUGCGCAAGAAUCCAGAGCGACGUUUGGGAUCUUCGGAGCGCGAUGCGGAGGAUGUUAAGAAACAGGCAUUCUUCCGUUCGAUUGUGUGGGAUGAUUUGCUCCUGCGCAAGGUCAAGCCACCAUUUGUACCGACCAUUAACCACCUGGAGGAUGUCUCCAACUUUGACGAAGAAUUCACGUCGGAAAAGGCGCAGUUGACGCCGCCGAAGGAGCCGCGACACCUGUCCGAGGACGAGCAAGUGCUUUUCCAGGACUUUUCAUACACGGCCGAAUGGUGUUAGGCACUCGUUGUUAGUUCAAGGGUUCACCAAUGGGCCUAGCCCGAUCGUUAUAGCCUUUGCCUUAUGCUUUUACUUGUGUACGUAGUUGGUUUCGAGUGAUUUUACUUGGUUCAGUCGAUGUCAGUUUAUUAUUUAUUCGUGAGACAUCAUCAUGAUCAUGCAGAUAAAGGACAUAUAUAUUUAUAAACAAUAUCUAUAUAGAAAAUAUAUCUAUUAAUGAGAAAACUGUUGAGUGUUGCUCACUGGCCGAGAGACCAACAUAAACCAAAUUACCUAGUUGUCCACUUUGUGGCAAAGCAAUCGCAUUUGUCAAUCAUCAAUCCAGCCAGAAUCCUCCCACAUUGUCGUAUCAUUGUACAGAAAACAGAGUUGUUUCCUUUUCCUGACACUAGAGCACAUUGAAUAGUCUGACAAAGCCCUAGGAAAGCCUUAACCGCAAAGUUGUAUUUUUGGACAUUUUUUGUAGGACCGGAUCUAAAUAGAUUUUAUAGAUGAGAUAUAUGUUUACACCCCAAAGCAACCAAUGCAACCUAUUUUCAUAGUCGAUAUACGGUUCUAGUGUUAGGAAAAAACUCGUAUAUUACAUUAAGAGAACCACAAACAGUAUCAGCCAAGGCAGUUACACAUGAUGAUAAGAUUAUUGUUUCCAGUAUCAAUGCUUUAGUGUGUCCUAAAUAACUUAUUCAACUAGGCAUACGUGAAGUCAAUAAUGGAUUGAAAGAGGAUAUAUGAAAAUUGUUUAACCGGAAAUUCACAAAUGAAGUGCAAACUUUAUGAAAGUGCGAUAAUGAGGAAACCUCUUGCAGUAGGAACUCAUCUUUAGGGCAUAUUUUUACAUAUUUUGUUAAAUCCAUCAUUGACUUUGCGAGUUCCAAGUUUACUAAAUUUUAUAAUUUACAACGAACUCUCUAAGGCAUUAUUUCUGGAAACAAUCAUCUUAGCAUCAUUAGUAAAAGGCUUGGUUGAAUCUGGUUUGUUUGCAUCAUUGGGCACCCAACGUUCGUCCAUUGCCUUCGCCACAUUAGCGCUGCGACCGGUUGGAUCGACGUUUUUGUCAUUUUCAUCGAUUAGCUGCUGCGGAUGAAGAUCAUCCAUGGCAACAAGCUUUCUCCCAUCUUCGACGGUCUUUUGACACGUCUCUUCCGCAUGACUUUCGCUCUUUUCGUUGCUGAACUGGACAUAACGUCAGAUCCGUUCAGGCUUUUGUAAAUAGGUAAUUAUUAUUAGUAUAGUAAAGUGAAAAAAAGUAAAAUAUUUACAACUUUAACAUGUAAGCUGUGUAAAUUGCCUUGCGCUUUUUAUCAACUCCCCAGCCCAUUGCCCGAGUUGUGUUAUAAUUUUAACAUAUUUUUUACGUCAUAUACAAAAGCGAACAUUUGUUAUUUAUUAUUAUUAUACCUACUAUACAAGAAACUGUAUUGCUUUGAGCAUUUUUAUUUGACGUUAGAUUGAUGAUUGUAAGCGAUUUGUUUGUAUGUGCGGUAUGCUUUAAACCAGAUAGGAGGAUCAAAACAAAAUACCGCUCGACGGAAUGUCUUGAAAAUCCGGUUGAUAGAUGGCGUACAAUCCGGAAUGCUUUUUUUUUAAGAUCUAUGCUAUAUUUAAUGUAACUUUUUAGUUGUAUUUAAGCUUGUAAUAAUCGAUUAUUGAAACGUAUUCUAAGCUACCAAUGUAUGAAAUAAUUAUUGAUAAUAACGAUUAUUAUAACGAUUAUGCACCCCUCAUGCGAAUCGAAACGAGUAUAAACAAUGCAGAUCUUCUAUUGUCAUUUUUAUUAUGAUUAUACCCACGUUUUGUUGCUAUAAUCGAUUUCAUUUUAAAUAUGUCAAAUCGAAUUGGUCAGCAUCCAGUCACUUUGUUUAGCUUCAAGUUGUGACUGUAAUUUAUAUUUAUGAUAUGAUUUUAAAUAAAUGUAUCUAUCGCUAUUA
This is a messenger RNA of Drosophila ficusphila, 7384 nucleotides long. RefSeq names its product serine/threonine-protein kinase N (gene Pkn). The transcript is spliced from 12 exons. Gene Ontology annotation, molecular function: ATP binding; protein serine/threonine kinase activity; small GTPase binding. Gene Ontology annotation, biological process: signal transduction; protein phosphorylation. Lineage: Eukaryota; Metazoa; Arthropoda; Insecta; Diptera; Drosophilidae. The coding region runs from base 981 to 5456 and encodes 1491 amino acids. The record is from RefSeq and is a predicted model, not a curated record.